AUUUUGGCUCGACACCGGGGUCAGAUGUGCCAUGAAGUGCUGCGCAGGGCAGCCAUCAGAGACCCCCCUGGCCCGAUAUGCGCGAGCUUUGCGGAAGGAUUCAGGUUCCGGAGCAUCUCAACGCUCCACAAGUGGAGAACUUGCCGUGGAGUUUCCAAUGUACACCAUCCAAGCAGAUCUCUUGUUGGAGAUGACGGCCAUCCAACCGCACGAGGAGCUUCUUGCAGAUGGAAAACUCACCAUUUUUGACAAAGAACUUGGACGAGCAGCCUUUGUGUCCCACCAAUGGAUUGGACAGGGACACCCAGAUCCAGAGUUCAAACAGAUGAAGGUCUUGCAGGACACCCUGAGAAAUCUCUUCUCCGGUGCUAGUGAAGUCUCAGUGGAUCUGAUCACAGAGGCAGUCUAUUUCCGAUCCAAAGGUAUUCCCAGCAAAGAAUGGCGAGGGAAGCGACUCUUCCUGUGGUAUGACUACUUCUCUUGCCCUCAGCAGGAUAAACGUCAUUUAUCGCUACAAAAGGCGAUUGACAGUAUCCCUGCGUACGUGUCGCGUUGCGAUUUCUUCAUGGCCCUGUGCCCGGUGCUGGGCUCGCCGGACAGCUCGGAAGCCUUCAGCGACUACACCUGGGGUGACCGUGGAUGGUGCCGCGUGGAGCAGCUCGUGCGCGAUCUCACCGUGAAUCAAGGAUCUUGGAUUGUGGUAAAAAGUGCCAUGCAUCAAGAGCUGAAGGUGUCUCAGUUGACCGGCAGUUCGCCGGGGGAAGGACGCUUCACGGUGGAUACAGACCGUGCACGAGUCGCGGUGGUACUCCGAACAAUCCUCAAAAAGAAAUUGCUAUUUUGCCUAGAGACUGGAGACUUUGUUCACUAUCGGUUUCUGUUGAAUCAGCAGAGCACGUUCCUAAGGAACUUGCCAGUGGAAGCGGUACAAGACCUGAUUCCAAGUGACGAAGACAUCCAGGAUUUGAUCCGAGAGAACGUGACCGGUGCUGCCAAUGGUCAACCGAAAGCUGCACCGAAAGCUGCAGAGAUUUUGGGGAACUUCCUCCUUCAGAAUGGAUUCAAAGAUGCCUUUGCUUCGGACUCUGCCGGGUGGUCGCCUUUGUGCUACGCCAGCAUGAAGGGGGAUGCCGCUCUGAUCUCAGCAUUGUUGGAGGUGAAGUGCGAUCCCAAUGAGAAGACAAAGAAGCCCAGAUCUGAGAUCAACAUGGAUAAGCACAGCCCGGUGCUCUCCAUCUCCGCCAAAUUCAAGAACCACGAGGCCAUGCGUUUGCUCAUCUCUGCUCGAGCGGAGAUCAACUCAAACGCGGUCCACACACCCUUGGGGGUCGCGUGCUUGGCCAAUGACGCAGCGGGUGUGCGUCUUCUGUGCCAGGCCCGCGCCGAUCCACAUUUGAAGAAUCCUUUCGGUGACCACGCCUUGAACAUGGCAGCUGCAGCCGGCUCCAUUGUCCUAACGGCCAGUUUGAUGUCUACACACAUUCCCGACCUCCGAGGGGAUCGGGCUGAGGAUGCUAUGGAGGCACUUUUUCAACAGACCUCGGACUUUGAUUUGACCUUCACUCUGCACACAGCGGUGAUGCUGCAGGGCGGAUCUCACCAGGUGGUUCGGAGGCUCAUCGAGGCAGACGCAGACGUGGAUCAGCCGUACCGCCAGCCGUCCUUCAGCUUGGUGGGCAUCGUUCAUAAGGUGAAGGGGCUGCAGUUCAGAUUUGGGCAUACAACUAUGAUGCUUGUCGGAAUUGAGGAUGCGGCGCAUGGCCUACCACAGCCGUGGCGCCACCCCGUUGAUGCUGGCCAUUCUCUGUGGGAACUUCGAAGCAGCCGCCAUGCUGCUGGUCGAGGGCGCCAGG
Cladocopium goreaui is the source of this 1853-nucleotide messenger RNA. NCBI's taxonomy places the organism in Eukaryota, Dinophyceae, Suessiales, Symbiodiniaceae. The record is from the annotation of a GenBank genome assembly.